GAUGUGAACGUCUGGAGCGUUGCUAAGCAUUAUAACGCUCUUGGAUCGACGACAGGCACGGUGGAUCAUGUUUUAAAAAGACAACAAUGUCUGAGUCGCAAAUAAACCAUCGUAUGAUUCGCACAGACACCGGACAAAAUGCUUAUGAAGCCUUUGAAAAUCAACUUAGAACACUGUGUCUUAAUGAGUUCCCAUGUGGCCUGGGCACAUGGCGAACAGAUCAAGAUUCUGUCCCCAACACACAAUCUGUUGUAACAUUGAAGGACUAUGGCAUUCAAAAAGAACAGGGUGAGGUCUUGGAAGAGUUGAUAACAUCUAAAUUUUCACCCUAUAGUGUUGACUACAGCUGGAGCGAUGAGGCUCAGAAGCUCCGGGAGACAGCGGUGCAGACUCCUUGGGUUGUUACUGAACAAUUUAUUCAAAACCAUUUCAAAACAUUAAGGAUUGUUGACAAACAAGUAAAUGAAGUUGAUGAAAGGCUGUUACAAUUUCCAAAUUUGAAAGAAUUAACAUUAAGUGCCAACAACCUAGAAAGUUUAAAUACCAGGCAUAUACCAAGAUCUUUAGAGGUUCUGGAGCUUGUUGCUAACAACAUAAGUGACCUUCGGCCCCUGUGUGACGACCCACCUUUAAACCUGCAACAUCUAGGUCUUGGUCACAACAAAAUUGCCUUCUUAUCGGACUGCCUUACAGAAUUUUAUUGGCCUAAUUUACUGUCUUUGGACCUAAGCCAUAAUAAUCUUAGUGGUCUGGUAGAUAUUGUCCAGCAACUUUUAUCUCUGAAUAAACUGAGAAACUUGAGCCUGAUAGCCAAUCCACUUGCAUUGAUCCCUGGUUACAGAGGAUUUGUGGUUGACAGCUUCAGGCAACUUUUAAUCCUAGAUGAUGUCAGGAUUAGUGCUGAUGAAAAACAUCAUUUUAAGGGAUUAGCAAGAAGAAAGGAUCUAAUUCUAGAUGAGACUAAGUUAUCAAUACAGAUUAAUAAAUUGAGUGGUGUCCCAAUGCCGCAAGAAAUGCUGGUUACUGAGGAGCUUCCUGAGUUUCCAAUAAUUGAGAGAAAAUACUACAUGGAAUUUACCUUCCUGGAAGAUAAAAAAACAAUGGAAGCAAGAACAGAACAGCCGGAGGGGGAAAAACAAAGUGAAGAAAACAAAGGAGUUAAUGAGGAGGGCGAAAUAACAGAUAUUACAACAGCUGAUGCAGCAGUAGGGGAAGUACCAGUUAAUGAAACAGCUGCUAUUACUAUGAAUACAGAUGGAACAUUCUUCACGGAAGCAGAUGAAAGCUGCGGAAAGACUGCAAGUGAUGCAAAUGAAGCAUUGACUUGCAAUGAUUCAAUGCUACCAGUAAAACUCAUCCAAUACUGUACAGAUAAACUUGCUUGGAAUGAAGAUGGCCUGGAUUUUAACUUCAGUUUGGACCUGUCGUUUGAUGACUUGAGAGCGUUGAAAGAAAGUCUUAGGCAGGGGUUACAAGUAGCUCUCAAAGAGGACAAGGUAUUGUGUACACCAGUAGAAGAAAGCACUAGUGAUGGUAGAGCAAGUACUAGCAGUAAAAAAGGGAAAGAUUCUAAAGAAAAGAAUAGAAAGGAAAGUGCUAAACAGAAAGACAAAGGCAAGAAGAAAAAGAAAGAGCCAGAGAUAGAAUUGGCUAGGAGCGAACCUGAGGUGAGGGUGUUGGCAAGGUAUCAUAUUGCCCUCCUUGAUUUUGUAGAAGGUGAGCACAACUACUCCAACGAAUGCAUCUUCGAAGUCGAGGAGCAAAAGAAAGCAGAGAAAGAGGAGCAGGAUGAAGUAGAAGGGAGCAAGGAAAAGAAAAAAAGGAAGGACUCUGCGAAGGGGAAAAGGGGAAAAGAUGGUAAAGUUUCUGACAAAGACAAAGAUUCAAAAAAUACUAAGAAGACGCCGGUAAAACCAGACAAGAAAGAAGGCAAGAAACGGCCAUCAUCGGGCAAAUCAAACCAAAGUGAGGAAGUGGAGGAAGAAGCACCCCCUACUCCCAUUAUGGCAAACAUCAAAGUAAUGCUACAUGAGUGGAAAACAGCUCAAGAUUCUGUUUCUUAGCAAAAUACAGAUGUGUGUCUUGAGGAUUAACAAAUUUCACACAUAAAUAAAUUUACUGUAUAUACCAGACUUACUUGUAAUAUUUAUAUUUAUUUUUCUAAUGUAAUCAUUUAUUAGAAUGGUUAAAAAUUUAAUUCAAACAAUUAAAAGUGCCCUACAAUAUCUGAUAUAGAUAAACUUGAUAAAAUAUUCAAAUACUUAAUUCAUAUACAUUGCGUUGUACGACGGUUGUAUGAAUCCAUCUCUGACACUGACUGAUUGUUGGUGGAUCAUCAUUAAAGCAAAUCAUUGUUUAUUAUGGAAUUCUCCCCAGA
Molecule: messenger RNA, 2377 nt
Organism: Anneissia japonica
Lineage: Eukaryota; Metazoa; Echinodermata; Crinoidea; Comatulida; Comatulidae
Product: leucine-rich repeat-containing protein 43-like
Exons: 15
Coding region: 87-2063 (658 amino acids)
Molecular function (GO): protein binding
Source: RefSeq, a predicted model, not a curated record